Molecule: messenger RNA, 13224 nt
Organism: Lethenteron reissneri (Far Eastern brook lamprey)
Lineage: Eukaryota; Metazoa; Chordata; Hyperoartia; Petromyzontiformes; Petromyzontidae
Product: caskin-2-like
Molecular function (GO): protein binding
Source: RefSeq, a predicted model, not a curated record
UCGCUCGCUCACACACUCUCUCACACACACACACGCUCGCUCACACACUCUCACACACUCACACGCUCGCUCCUCACACUCUCACAAACACACACGCGCGCACAGGCAGAGGCGGGCAGUCCCCGCUGGUCUGCCAAAAGCUCUCCGUGCCUACGGAGGUGUGUGGGUGGAUGAACACGAAGAAAGGAGAAGCGGCAGUGGCUUUUUUUGGGGGGAGUCGCGUUGGCAGCGGGAGUUGUACUGUUGUAGAAUCACACACGCGCACGCACACACAGACGACAGCGACACAGGCGCCACGGGAAGACGGAGCGGCAAGAAUUGAAAUCGGAAUCGGUUUGGAGGAGCAGGCAAGCGGCUUAAGCCCGGUCGCUUAGCGGCAACCGGUUUGGGUGUUGUGGGUUUGUGGCCCCAGGCAGUAUAUACAACAACCCCUUAUACCGUGUGGCGACUGUCUAGGACGACGGGCGGUGCGGCGACAACGUCAAUUAGAAAUCUGCCUACGUUUAAAGGGACACGCGGUACGACGCGCUUUGAGAGAGGGACUUGAAAAGCACCGUGAGACGAGGACGAAGAUGCGUGCGUCUCGCGUGAAAGCGAGGGAUGGUGAACGUCGGCAUUCCGCGAUCGUUCCACUUUGCUGAGCUGUUGACAACCUCAGGAAGACAUCUGCGUGGUUAGUAAAGAGUUGCCCCCCACCACCACCGCACCGCCCCAGCCUACUACCAAUUAAUUGGAUAACAUUUAUUUUUUUUAAAGUAGACGGUGCGCGCACACGCACACAACCCGUACCGGGACCGCUCGUCGCAAUGGGAAAAGAUCAAGAGUUGAUCCAGGCAGCCAAGAGCGGAGAUGUGGCCGCGGUGCAGAAGAUAAUCAACAAGUAUAAGGCCGGCAAAGCGAAGCUGCUGGGCUCCACCAAGAGGCCAAAUAUCAACCACCAGGAUGAGGAUGGGUUCUCCGCCCUCCAUCACGCAGCCCUCAAUGGGAACACGGAGAUAAUGAACCUUCUUCUGGAGGCCCAGGCCCACGUGGACAUGAAAGAUAACAAAGGCCUCAGGCCUCUGCACUACGCGGCCUGGCAGGGAAAGGUGGAGCCUUUGCGGAUUCUUCUCAAGGCCGGCUCGUCUGUGAACCUGCAGUCUGGCGACGGGCAGAUCCCACUGCACCUCUCCGUGCAGAAUGGACACUACCAAGUGUCCGAGCUGCUGUUGCAACACCAGGCCAACCCCUGCAUCGUCAACAACAACAAUAAGACGCCCCUCGACCUGGCCUGUGAGUUCGGACGUCUGAGGGUGGUGAAGCUGCUGCUGAGCAGCAACGUGUGCCCCACGCUGCUCGAGGGACGUCCCCACGACCCCAGCCACCCCAACAGCACCAGCGCGCUGCACCUCGCCGCCAAGAACGGCCACGUCGACAUCAUACGGAUGCUGAUCCUGGCGGGCGUGGACGUGAACCGGCAGACUCGGGUGGGCACGGCGCUUCACGAGGCCGCCCUCUACGGCAAGACCGAGGUGGUGCGCCUGCUGAUCGAGAGUGGAGUGAACGUUCACAUCCGGAACUCGUACAACCAAACAGCGUUGGACAUCGUGAACCAGUUCACGGGGUCACAGGCCUGCCUGGAGAUCAAGCAGAUGCUUCGUGAGGCGACGAGCAUGCUGCAGGUGCGCGCACUGCGCGAUUACUGCAACGUGUACGACCCCACGAGCCUGAGCGUGAAGGCCGGCGAGGUCAUCACGGUGUUGGAGCAACAUCCAGAUGGUCGCUGGAAGGGAUACAUUCAGGACAGCCGAGGUGCGGACCGCGUUGGAUUCUUUCCGCCAUCCGUCGUGGAGCUGGUCAGCCGGAGAAAUGUGCAUGCCUGCGGCUCGCUGAGGGCGAGCUCUCAGUCCAGCCCGGCAUUUCACAGCCAGUGCCUCACCAACGGCAGCAUGCUCCCUCGUCCAGUCUCCUGCCUGUCCCCUGGCCUCGGGCCUGGUCAGGCAGCAACUCCCUCCACGGCCGCCCCCCGGGCCUACUCUUACUGCACCCUGCGCGUUUCUCAGCAUGCUCGGCGACAGCAGCAACAGCAGCAGCAAUCGCAGCCGCAGCAACAACAGCAGCCGCAGCAGCAGCAACAGCAAGGCUCAGUGGCGGGUGCCACAGCAGCCGGCCACUCCUACUUUCUGUGCCAGCCGCUGUCCUUGCCCCUACCCCCACCUCCUCCAGCUCCGGAGACUCAGGCGCUCCAGGCUGAGCCCGCGCAGGCCGAGUCACAAGGGGAGACGCCGGGCCAGACGGGUGGCGGCAGCAGCUCCACGGAAGACGUGUGGGCCGCCAAGACACCCACGGGAGGAGACCGCAGCAGCAUCGGCAGCACGGGCAGCGUGGGCAGCAGCCGCAGCUCGGGCAGUGGGCAGAGCGCCGGAAGCGGCAACGGGCAGCACCACGCGAGCAACGGGGAGACGGCCAAGCCCGUCCAGGUGGUGCAGUCACUGCAGCCGGUGCCCGAGUCCGAGGUGAAACUCCCGGAGCACGCCUCGGGAUCGGGCCAUGGUCAGCACACGCUCGGAGCCGAGAGGCCCGCGCAGAAGUCGAUUAAGCGUCACGAGAGAUUCGCGGAUGACAAGGAAGCGGAGGCCAUCUACCUGUGGCUGCGUGAGUUUCAGCUGGAGCAGUACGUUGACAACUUCAUCAACGCCGGCUACGACCUCCCCACCAUCAGCCGCAUGACACCAGAGGACCUGACUGCGAUUGGUGUGACCAAACCUGGACAUCGCAAGAAAAUCACGUCGGAGAUCAGCAAGCUGAACGUGCAGGACUGGCUGCCGGACUACAGACCGGCGGGACUGGGGGAAUGGCUCGCGCUCAUCGGCCUGGCCCAGUACCACGCCACGCUGGUGGAGAACGGCUACGAGAAGCUUGAGUUUGUGUCCGAGAUCACCUGGGAGGACCUGCACGAGAUCGGCAUCACCAAGCUGGGUCACCAGAAGAAGCUGAUGCUGGCCGUGCGGCGGCUGAGCGAGCUGCAGCGCUUUGAGGAGCAGCACCAAGCCCGUCUGGAGGGCGCGGCCGCCGCCAGCGGCACCCUCAAGCGCCGCCCGAGUCCGGCGUCCCCGGCAUCGACCACCACCAUGGCGAUCGUGUCGCACGGCCCGGGGGGAGACCCUGGCUCUCCUUCGCCGGCGCAGCCGCUGCUGCCCCAACCGCCGCAUCACCCGCAGCCCGGCUCCCCGGCUUCGUGCCGCUCACCGAAACUGUCGACGUUCCAGGACAGCGAGCUGAGCCCCGAGCUGCAGGCCGCCAUGAGCGGCGUCGCGUGCCUGGCGACGCUGAGCCCCGGCGUGACGCGGGACAGCGCCGGGCUGGUGGCGCGCGCCAUCCGCCACGGCGGGGACGUCUCGGCGAGCCAGGAGAGCCUCGGCGGCCGUUCUGGCGGCUCCGGGAACUCGCAGCCCACGGCCGUGGUGCUAGCGUGCUCGCGCGCCUCCAGCAACUCGCAGGAGAGCCUGGGCGGCGGGGGCGGUGGCCUCCAGGCUCGAUCUGGUUCGGGACCGAUCCUAAACACGGGCGGUGGAAUAAGCCCGCACCAUCACCACCAGCAGCAGCAGCGUCAUCAUCAUCACCAGCAGCUUCAGAAUCAGCAGCAUCAACAGCAGAUGUAUCAUCAACAUCAGCAGUGGCACUACCAACAGCCUCUUCAGCAGCAGAUGGGCAGGGACGGCGCCGGCGGCGGCGUCAGCGGCGGCUGCGGCGAGGGAAGCGUCGUCUUCCCCCCGGAGCAAAGGAGCAGCGGUGCCACGGCCGGCCCGGCCGUGCAGCCCAAGCCCAGGCCUCCGCUCGCACAGCAGUGGAGCCUGCCCAGCCAGCCCUCCCCGACGUUCAGCACCUUCACGCCGCCGCACACACCAACCAAGGCCCCGCUCGCGUCCCUGUCCCCGCAGAGCCUCACCCCCCCACGCACGCCGGGAUCGCGUGAGGCCGCCGCGACCUCCCCGCCCCACCCGCCAAGCUCCCCGCAGGCGUUCGUCUUCCCCUGCCCGGGUGGCGGCAAAGCCGGCAAGCCGCCCGGCGCGGCGGGCCACAGCCCAGCACGGCCUCGCGACGUCGUGCGGACGCCUCCGUAUGCGCGGCAGCAGCAGCGGCAGCAGCAGCAACGGCAGCUACAGGACUCCCCACGCUCCCCCGUGGCGUUCCCAUUCCCGCCGCCGCCCGCGACCAAGGGCCCGGCUUAUGCCCAGACGCGCUCCGAGCCUCCCGCUGGACCCGGCGCCACGCGGCUCGCCGGUGCCAUGCCCGUGCUUCCGCUAGAGGCCGGGGUGGCGGUGAGGCCGGCCAAGAAGCGCUCGCAGAGCCUGAGCCGGUACGGGGGCGGCGCCGCGUCGGACGGGGAGCACGAGGUGGCGUCAGCGGCGGAGGAUGAGCCGCGGCCGUUCUCUUCCGACGCUCUCUUCACGGUGGCGCCGGCCGGAGGAAAGUACGGGCCGGGUUCCUACGCCACGCUGGGCCGGCGCGUGGGCCGCAGCCACUCGGUGCGGGGCCGCGGCUUCCCGCUGCCGCCACCGCCGGACGCCGGGGACGGCACCGUCAACCGAAGCCACUCGUUCGCCGUGCGGCAGCGUAAGCGGGGGCCUCCGCCGCCGCCUCCCAAGCGCUCGAGCUCCACCGUCGCCUCGGGAUCCACGCUCGCCGACACCCAGGACCCGGAGGCCGGAGGCGAGGAGUGGCGGCUACAGCGGCGGCGGCAGUGGGAGGAGGACGUCGUCCCCCCCGCAUCGGUUCGCCGGGACGCGCUGGAGAAGAGCACAGACUGGAACGGCAACAAGCUGUCGGAGGCGAGCGGUGGGCCGCCGAGCGUGCGCAGCAUCGCCGCCAUGCUGGAGAAGUCGGCGCUCGGAGGCCUCGUCCCGGCGUGCUCGCCCGAGAGCCCUUCCCCCGGCGAGACGCGCAAGGUCAGGGCCGCAUUGCCGCAAGCCGGCGCCGACAGCGACCGUGCCGCGCACAGAGACACGCCGAUGCCCAGGGUCGACGAGGCCCUCUCAGCCCACGUCGUCGGCAAGGACGCGACGGAUAAGAGCUCGCGCUCGCGGUGCCAGCUGGAGGACCGUUUCGGCACCGGACACGGUAAACCUGAUGGAGCGCCUGCCGUGCGGCGCGUGAGCAGUACGAAGAAGGCGGAGGUGGCCAACGUGCCCAGGGACGCGGCCGUCCCUGCCGCCGUGCACUGCAAGAACCGGUACAGCGCGGCCGCGAGCGUCGACGCAGCUUCGUCGGAGCUUAAAACGGGCGCUCGCAAACGGACGACGAGCGAGCCGCCAUGUGCCUCGCCACGCUUGGAGGUCGGAGUUCAGAAGGCCACCCCCGAAGGCGGCCUCCCUCCGGCAAAGCAGCUGGGAAUGGAGAGCAGCCCCUGUUCUUCUCAAGGAAGCUCGGCGGAAUCCAUCCCGUUCGCCGAGGAGGGAAACCAGACCAUCAAGCAGCGGCCCAAAAACGGCUGGUCUCCGACGAGGGGCGAGGCCCUGGACUACGAGGGCAACGUCAUCAAGGGCGAGGCCCUGGGCCCGACCCACGGCGACGGGUCGAGGAACGUGGACAACGCGGCCUUCCUCGCGUCCGUCGAGGACCCAUCCGCUUUCGAGCAGGGGCUGGGCGCCCCGGAGAUCAACCUCACGGAGACGGACACGGUCAAGCGAAGGCCGAAGGCGAGGAGCCCUCAGAAGAGCGGCGAGGCCGCCGUGGCCAGGGUGCAGCCGAGGGCGGCCGCGCAGCCCCCGCUGCCGCCACCACCGCCGCCGUACCGCGGUGCCGAGGCUGCCCAGCUGCCCACGGGGACGGGAGACCGGGCCAAGCCCACCGUCUCCCCCAAGCCAUCUGCCACGUCCUUCGGCCAGGCCAGGCCUCCCGGACCACCGCCUCCACUCAUGAAGAAGCCCUCCGUGCACUCGUCCACCGGCAAAGACGGCAGCAGGGACUAUCCACCGGGAAGUCUGCCCCCUCCGCCGCCUCCACCUCCCAUGUCGGUCAAAACGGGCGCCGCUGCGUCCCCCUCCGAACAGGACGUCGUCUUCAAGCGCGAUGCCGGCCGACCUCACAAGAAGCCACCCCUGCACGCUCACCUCUUCUCCUCCGAGCCCUCCAACGACAGCAGCAGCAGCAGCAACCGGAGGUCGGUCCCUCACUCUCCAGGGAGAAUGGAAGACCCUGCAGCCACACCGGUAGAGAAGAGCCGCGCCAAAGCGCCGGUUAGGGACGAUCGUGAGCGUCCGCCGGAGUCGCCCGGGGGCGGCAGGGAAGCUGCGACGGUGGCGGCCGGUGAUGGCGGGAGGCCCGAGUUGCGGUCGGGCAUGACCGAGGUGGCGCAGCACCGGCUGGAGGAGACGAGCGCGUCGCUGGCCGCCGCGCUGCAGGCCGUGGAGGAUACGCUGCGCCACGACGGCCGUGGCGACGGCAAGCCUCGGCCCACGGGAAAUCUCCUGGACGACAUCGGCAGCAUGUUCGACGACCUCGCCGACCAACUGGACGCCAUGCUGGACUGAGGGGCGUGGCACCGCGGGAAUGUCCUCGCUCAGCCGAGCGGGCGUCGUGACGACUGUGCGUGCCACAGCCGUGCCACGGCCGUAGCGUCGGAGAUUUAAGCUCAUUGAUGGCGAUCUGUGGCCGAAAUGGCUCAGUGCGCCUUACCUGGAAAAAAUAAUAAUACGUAAAUUUAGUUGAGAUCAGCGACGAUAAUGUUGAAUAUUGUGCGUUUAGAGGGACCCCACGCUAGAGCUCCCUCUCGUGGAGAGGCCUUUCGGCCAGCGGUGGCGUGAGGAAGCGAUUACAGGUCUGCAAGUUUGCCUUUUCGUGUCGUGCAUUGUUUUCUUUUUAAAUAGCAAAGUCAAGCCGUGACGGAAAUAACUAGAGGUCGGUAUUCAAAUCCACAUCACUGCAAACAUUCUUGUAAGUGUUCUGUCGUGUCAGAUUGCUAGAAGUUUAGAAACAAACAAAAAAUAUACAGAUGGAAUAGGUUUUAUUUUGUAUUGAUGCAGUAGUUAGAUGUGAUUUCGAACAGUUAAUGAGCCUAGAAAAUAACAUUUUGUACCCAGUAUAUAGUGCUGACUAGAUAUUCUUGAACGUGAUGUCGUCUGAGAUUGGCUUUUGCGUAUACAAAUCUAGGAUCACGUGCGUAUGCCUGAACAUUGUUAAUCUGAGCAAGUGCCAAUUUACCCACGAAUACUGAGUGGUUUUUCCAGUCAGUCAGUCGUGCAGCAGCACCCGGCAGCUGACAUACUUCCCGUGAGGACAGCUAAUGUCAAAAACAUGAACGACGUGCCCUCCUCUAGGAUGGGCAAAUAAAUCACUCAUCGGAGAUAUAAGAAAGCUAAUAUAUAUUUUUUGCAAAAUCACAGAAAUCGUAUAUGCAUAUACAUCACAUUGUAAGUUUAAAAUUGCCUUUAUGAUAAAAUCAUAGGUUUUUUUGAACAGAAUAACAGACUUAGAUGAUGUACUACUUAGAGUGCAAUUGCAAAUAAGAGUAUCAUGACAACUAACAGUGUUUAUUGUAUACCAUAUAUAUAAUACCACCACCAUCCCGAUCACCACCAUCAUCAUAAGCUAUUGCAAAUUGGUUCUCGCAACUUUGCAUUGGUGUUAGUCGAAGUAAGAGCUCCUUGACAGUUCAAUAAUUGUGGUCAUUACCAGCAAAUCCACCAAGUUAAUUAUUUCAGGAAAAUUUAAUAAAUAUUUGCUCCCCCUUAUUGCCUUCACGGAAUCUUGCAAUGCCCGAACGAUCAUCUGCACACUUAUUUUUAUAAUGACGCUCCCACUGCGCAGUAUAAUGGGGGGUGAAGAUGAAUCAGAAUUUGCAAUUAUCUAUCUCUGCUCCAGAAACAAGCGAUAUCUGUUUGAGCCACACAAAGAAGUGUUUAAUUGAAUUUAACGCAAGAUCCCUCUUGCUGGUGGAACAGUAUAACAUACUUCUGUUUUUUUACGCAAGAUACCCAAGAUUUUAAUACCGUAGGUUCUUAGCUUCUUUGAAAAGCAGUUGAUGUGCAGGCCAGAAGUUGCAAGGUCAAAGUGAUUUCCUGCUCAAAUGAGCAUUCACGUGCUAAUCAUCUCAUGUUUACAGCCUUAGCCAGUUGUGAAAAGUCCAUAUUCCUAUGGUGGGGACAAAUAUAUCCGUAAGACAACUGCUGUUGACUUUUGCACAAAGCAGUAACUCUUUUACCUUCCCCAGAGGGAUGAUAGGCUGUAUCAACCCCCAACCAGGAUUUGAACUCGCAAUCUUCCGACUGCAAGCCGCUCGCUCUUCCACCACCACCACGUGCACCAUGUGCAGAUGCUGGAUGAAUUAUUUCUUCACAGGAUCACGAGAGUUGGCGAUGGUUUGGGGAGGCUUUCAUCAAGUGGUGGCUUGACCAUGACUGACUGACGACGAUGAUGAUGGUGGUCAUCGUGAUUUGGCUUUGUUCCUUACCAGAAAUGGCGCAGGGCAAAAUCGCGUGUGAAGUGUUCAUUGUAUUGCACGAUCACUUGGCCUAAAUCUGAUAUUGCUUUUAGGGCCUUGGGUUCAGGAAAUGACAAGAGGCUUGAAAUGUUUUGCUUGUUUGAGUGUGACGACGUUGGCUUUUACUUUGCAUUCCAACGGAAUUCCAGUUGGCGGAGCAUUUUAAGAUAAAGAGUUAUAAUGUAGAAGUGUGUUUAGAUCAAAUGUUGCCUACUCAAUUCCGAUGGAUGUCAAUGGGGAAUUUUACAUCGAACUCCAUUGUGAAAUUUUAAACGUAUCAAUAAUGUACAUUAACCUUCAUAUUUAUAAUGACAACAAUAUACUGAAUAAGUGGUGAUCAUUUUCUUGCAAAAGUGUAAUAAUAACAUCACCACAAGUCGCCGUUAUAUCUACAUAAAUACCAAUAAGGUUACAUUGUAUAAUGAUUGCAUUGUAUCUGGGAUGAUAGAGAUUGUGAAUCUAAAACGUCAAAGAAAACCGCUUUUUUUUAAUACGCCUUUAUAUUUUCCCAGAGAGCCAUAUUGACUGUGGUCCACACAACGUGGGGAAGCUAAAUAUCUGGUUAUUUUGUAUUUGUUAAGUGCCAUAUUUGUAUAUAACGGCAACGAUAAUUACACGAUUACAUAGGUAUUGCGGCCAUGAAUUACUUGAACGUGGUCGAGAAUUUAAGUAUUCUUUUCUUGCCUAUAAGUACAGCUGCGAUCUCUGCCUGUCACAUGAUAUAUACACACACACACAAUAUAUAUUACACACUGCAGUGUAUGCGUAAAAAAGGCCACAGGUUUCAUACUGUAGUUAUUACUCGUAACAACUUUGUAGCAUAUACAGUUUUUAAGAAAAAAUAAACCCCAAGACUGUAAUUCGGCACGCACACGCGCCGCACACACACACACACACAGCUGCAUCGAUGCAUGCUGUCAAUAAUUGGGGAGACCCAGCUUCUGACCGAGACGCAAACCUCGCCUGCGCACACGACGCGCACUUCACGCGCAAGCUCUCGGGCAACUUCGAACGCAGCCCCCGAACGCGCGCGGUGCGAAUUUCCGUCGGCAACGAAUGAGGAGGGACAUCGCGCCGAGGCAGUUGCAACACCCCGCGCGCGCACAGACGCGCACACAACCCCUGCACAUCCUGCAGCAGGAGUACAUCGCAGGCAGGGAUGUCAAAAGGCACGUGGACCGUUGGCCACGGACGCCAAAAUGCAUGAGUUUGUACUUACAAGUAUUCAAAGUCGAACAGACGCGUACCUUCAGAUGGUGCGUUUUUGAAGAUUUCUGUUUUGGAAGAAAAAAAAGUUCGAUUUGAAAUGCCACAAGCUAGUUCAUAACUCGAGCAUUGUUGCUACGGAGAUUCGUGGAACACGUUAACGGGGACGCCGGUUUAGAAUCGAGCAAAGAACGGGCCGAUUCCUUGAAUGCGUCUGUGAAAAAGUGUGGUGGUUGCCGUUGCUUGCAGGCGCUACCCCAACCAAUGGCAGUGGCUUCAUUACCAGGGAGGGCGACUGGGUUCGGGAAGCGAUGCUUUGUGUAAACGUGUUUUAAGUUCCGUGAGCAGGUUUAAAGUGUAAAAAAAACCAAGGCAUAUUAAUGGUGUCUGUCGCCAAAACUUGCCAAAGUUGAAAAAAAAAUACAUGAACAAGUUUUACUUGUUUACCAUUUGAAGUAUUUUAAACAUUUUAUUGUUUUUUAUUAACGUGUUUCCUAACGUAGUAUGAGAUAUUCCUAUUAGUACUUUAUUGAAAGCGUAAAAUUGACAAGUACAGUAUGCUUUUAAAUUUCAAUGUUGAAAUGUUUUGUACAAAUGUAUAUUAGAAUAAUCCUGGUUUAUACUCUAUAGCUUUCGAUUUGUAUUUACCCAGUCGAGCAUUUCUUCAUCGCUUAGCUUGACCACAAGGGUGAAAUCAACGCUCGCGUUUCAACUGAGAAGCCACCGCCACCGAUAAUCGCCAGUGUAAAAUCAUGUUCCACGUUGUAAAUUAACUUCCACGUUUUAACACAUUGAGUGAGGUACCGAUUUAAAAAUAGAUAUAGUAUUAUAAAAUCAAAAAGAGCUUUGUCACUUCAUGGAAUAGCCCUACUUCAGGACCCGGAUCAGGAAGCUCUGUAACGAGAGAGCUCAGGUUUUGUUCACGCCUCAUGAUGAUGCUGGAUGUAAUUUCCAAUGAAACGUAACAAAAUAUAAAUUGUUAACAUUUUGCUUACUUCUAAACAUUCCUCCUCUCUUUCUGAAGAAGAAGCAAAUCAGUUGGCACGUAUUCCCACGUGCAAUUUUUUUCUUUGAUUGGCUGUGGUCGGGUGGUAGAGGGCUAUAGUUACAAAUGGACAUCAUACCUCCUCAAUUAUAUAACACAAAAUAAACUAAAUUAUGACUCGAUAUUGGUCGUGAAAGCAUACGUACGAAAUGCAAUAAGCCAUUCAUAGCUUUCGUAGUUGAUACAUUCAUUCGACCUUGUCUCGUUCAUAAAGGAAAUUCCAUCUCAGUAAUCUGCCACAUAAUUAUACAGUUUAUGGAUGCACGAACAAUGUGACACACAAUUUUUUGAUUUUCGGUAAAAUACUAAAUGCAAUUGGUUUAAAGAGCCUUAAAAUGUCUUCUCAAAGUUGGAUUAUAGUUUAACACCUAGUAGGCUUUCGUGACCAAUAUUAUCCAUAUUAUCGAUUAGAUCGCGUAAAUAUGAAUGUGUCAUUGAACACGCUGCCACCCGACACAGCCAAUUAGUAAGAGUUGUCACAUAAACAGAACGUGCCAAUGUAUUAACUCGUUCAGCACGCCGGCGUGUUGGAGAGUAACCCCACAACAUUUACAAUUCGAGUACGACAUUUUGCCGGUAAUUACAACCAGCUUCAUCAGGCGAACAGACAGAAUUUUGGCGAAAUCCUCCUGUUUCGUUCUUAAAUAGAUUGAUUAAUCCAAUCGUCGUCACUUGUGAGCCAAUCAAGCAAUUGCAUUACGAUUGUUGACAAUUACCGCACUAUCAUAGCCACGGAGAGACAGACAUUUUAUUUCAGCGAGAGAAUCCCGAUGAAGCGAUUAGACCAGCGAUCGGGAACCUAUGGCUCGCGAGCCAUAUAUGGCUCUUCUGGUGACGGCAUAUGGCUCCCAGACAAUUUUGAGUUGAAAAAAAAAUACAAAAAUCAGUUUGGAACUGAUUUUAAAAUACUUCUGAUAUUGCUUAAUAAUACUGUGUCAUUUUAAAGUAAACAGAAAUUAGUUUUGAAGAUAAAUUUCACGGGUCACGGGGCCUCAACGCCUGCAUGAAGCUCAACCUCACCACGUACGAACCAGACUACAAGGCCAUCAGCAAAACCAUGCAGCACCAGAAGUCGCAUUAAAAGUAAGACAUAUUUAAUUUAUUAUACGUUCAAAAUACUAUAUGGCUCUCAAUGCAAUAUAUUUAGAAAUAUUUGGCUUUUAUGGCUCUCCCAGUCAAAAAGGUUCCCGACCCCUGGAUUAGACUCUUGUUCACAGGUCUCCCUCCCCUUGGUGGUCGAACAUUUAAUUACGUUGCUAUGAUCACGCAACAGGCACAGCCAAUGUAAAAAAGUAGAAAGUCUUAACUUCAGAGAAUAAUUUUUAAAAAGUCCUCACAAUGACAAUGCUUGGUUAUAUCAAAAGAUAAUUUCACCGCAGUAUAACAUCUCAUUUAAACUUUGAUAUAUAUACACAUAUAUACAAUAUACCGUUUUACUAAAUACAAGUAUUACAGUUUUGAACAACUAUAUUCGUGAGAACAAUCGUAGCGUACAGUUUUACUUGCUAUAAACUUUGCGCACGUAUAUAAAAAAGAAAGUAAGCUAAAUAUCCGUCACGUUUCACGCUUUCCGAGCCCGUACGCAGAGAGCACGCGCGCACAAACACACGUGGAGCAGCAGCAGCAGCAGCGCCUUGGACCACGUGGCCACUUGAGGUCAACUCCCACGACGCUUCGCGUCGCUCCGGCGAGAUUUCAAACCCACCUUGGUCCUGCUGCUCCCCCCCCCCCCCCCCCCAGGGAUUGUCCUCGUCGUGUGAGGAGGUGCCCUACAUCCUGUGGAAUAUAUAUACAUCUUGCCAGGGGUUGUGUUAAAAAGCUCCGGGUUUUUAGCAACGUAUACAUAAUAUACUCCACUCGAAACAAUGCAUUUACUGUACGUGUAAUCUCUCCCUAGCCUGCUUAUUGUCAGAUGCUCUGCUUCUUCUGUGCAUGGACACGUAUCGGUUAUCUCUCUACUGCGGGGGUGACAAUCCCCAGGUUCGACACCAACGGCGUAGGGGGCAUCAUAAAAUCAUCUAAAUGGCCAAACCCGACUCUCCCCCCCACCUCUUACUACGCUCGCCCGUCCGUUUCUCGUCAAGCAGGAGACUGCUGUGACAGGAUUGAGAGGAUGGGGAGGUUUUCUUUUUAGAGGAGAGUUGAUGAGUGUAUGGUUUGUGGGGGGGGAAGAUAUGAAUUGUACAAAAAGCAUUUUCAGAGAGAGAGAGAGCGCCUGUGUGUGGGAGUGUUUGCGUGUGAAUUAUUUUAUAAGGUUCAGUAACACAAUGUAUUGUACAUCUUCCAUAAUACAGGUUAUUUGGGUUCUAGCACAAGAAACCUGUAUUAUGGAUGAUAUUGGUCGCGAAAGCCUACGUGAUUGUACAUCUGUUAAUAAUGUACUGGAUUUUUGUUUUACAAGCUGUUCCUAUAGACUCUCAAUGGAAACCGCGUGCGGUUAUUUUACCGCGGUCGUAUGUUGAGCAUUGGCCUUCUGAUUUAGACUUACACUUCGUGAUCUUCAAAAGAACGA